Molecule: messenger RNA, 1203 nt
Organism: Kluyveromyces lactis
Lineage: Eukaryota; Fungi; Ascomycota; Saccharomycetes; Saccharomycetales; Saccharomycetaceae
Gene: MRM1
Product: Mrm1p
Exons: 1
Coding region: 1-1203 (400 amino acids)
Biological process (GO): rRNA methylation
Cellular component (GO): mitochondrion
Molecular function (GO): RNA binding; RNA methyltransferase activity
Source: RefSeq, a predicted model, not a curated record
AUGCUCAGAAACAUCACAAGAAGUUAUUCGAACAAGAUUCGUUCUGCGGUCAAAGUGCCUAACGAAUCGUAUAUUAAGGACAGAAAAGUAACGUUCGAUCGGAACUUUCCAGUGCAUAAGAGGACUAAGGCUUGGGAGAAAGAUGGAAUGGAUAAAGAUAAAUGGUUCAGGAAAAAUUACGCACAUGUUCAUGCAAGAGAAAAAAAUGCAAGGCUGAAUAACGGAGGAAGUGACCCAUUCGAUAAGAAGAAAAAGUAUUACGAUCGGAUCAAACAAGAAGAAUCGUCCAAAAGGGAACAGUUUAGAAGUCAUAGGUCAGAGUAUACUAAAAUGCACCCUUUACAAGGUUUAAAGCCUAACCCGUUGGUUGAUUACGUUUUUGGUACCAACAGUGUAAUUAGUGCCUUAACUGCGAAGAAGAGAGAAUAUUUCGUAAAGUUGCAUCAUUACGGACCAUUGAAUACACAGAUUCAAUCGUUGUGUUCGAAAAAUAAUAUUCAGACUGAAGAGGUAGAUAAACAUAGGCUUAAUCUAUACACUAAUUAUGCUGUGCAUAAUAAUGUGGUUCUCGAAUGUAAACCACUCCAGCCUCCUGAAUUAUCUCAUCUUGGGUUGGUAAACCAUGAAGCAUGUACAUUCGACAAGAGCGAAAUUGAUUAUGAUCAAGCAGUAAACACUAGAGAGAAGUUCAUGACUAAUGAUAAUAAGAAAAACCCACUGGGAAUAUACUUAGAUGAAGUUGUCGACCCUCAUAACGUCGGUGCCAUCAUCAGAAGUGCAUAUUUCUUAGGAGCGGAUUUUAUGGUUCUCUCACACAAGAAUUGUGCGCCAUUGUCUCCAGUGGUCUCAAAAGUCAGUAGUGGUACAAUGGAACUAUUACCUAUAUUUACCACCGCUAAACCCUUGCAGUUCUUUGAAAAAUCCAAACAGGAUGGAGGAUGGAUGUUUGUUACUUCACAUAUGAGCAUUUCACAGAAAGGAAAUCACUUAACAAUGAAUGAAUUAAGUGGCAUGCUGAACGAGCUACCAGUAGUUUUGGUUGUUGGUAAUGAAGGAAACGGUGUUAGAACAAACCUACUGAACAGAAGUGAUUUCACUGUAGAGAUUCCUUUUGGGAGAGACCCAACCGAGGGACGAAACACUAUUGACUCAUUGAACGUUAGUGUUGCUACUGCUCUACUAAUUAAUGGUUUCUUAAAUUGA